AUGCGAGCAAGUCGGAGUUGGUGGAAUUCUGGUGACGACAGCGCGACCUUGCGUUAUGCGUCGUUCUUGUCAGAGUCCGCGGACGACGCCUACCCGGCCCUGGCAGAGAGAGUGUUUCUCCUCUACAACAGUGCCACCAGGGAGGCCAAAUUCGACGUUGUGCUGCUACAUGGGCUUGGAAGUGACGAGUUUAAGUGCUGGACUAACGCAGACGGCCUCCUUUGGCCCGCAGUUUUUCUUCCACAGGAGUUUCCGCAAUGCCGCAUUCUUUCCGCCGGAUACACACACACCCUCUGGAACUGGUCGUCUUCCGAAAAAGUGAGGGCCAAGGAGAUGGAGGAGAUGGUGCAGCGCGAGGGUGAAUGGACAGCCAGCUCCAUUCGGAGGUGGGUGGCAGAGGCGUUGCAAGGGACGUACACUGCCGUUGGCGGCGACGCACGCGAUGACGGCCGCAGGGAGGAGAGGGAGGACCCUCAAGCUUCGUUAGCCGAUGAUGCGCUGCCUCCACGCUCAGCCACCUCGUCGUCAGGCGAGGGCGAAGGUGAGCAGCAGCAGUUGGAGAGCUGUGCCGCAAAUCUGGCGGAGCGACUUCUCUCCGACGCGGUGGGCGUCGGGAGACGGCCCGUCAUCUUUAUCGUUCACUCGCUGGGUGGAUUGGUGGUGAAACAAAUGAUUGUCCAGGUAGACAAGGCGGUGUCGCUACGCCUUGCGGAUGCCAAAACCAGCAUGGACGCGGCGACAAAGCAACGCUGGCAGGGUUCUGGACCAUUGGAGGCGUCCUUCCUGCGCUUGCUUAGAGGCAUCGUGUUUUACGCUACACCGCACUUUGGGGCCCCGAUUGCAAGCGUCGUGACGGGGCUGAAACGAUACUACCAGUCCAUCGGUGGCAUGGUUCCCUCGCCGCUAGUCGCCGCGCUCGGUGACCACAGCAGGGAAGCACUGCUGAGCCUAAAUGAACAGUUUUUCCGGGUGAUUGAAGGUUGCAGCGACACCGGCUACGUCCACGUUCUCUCCUUUGGAGAAACCCGACGCCUGAACGGCGUCCUGCGCAUCGUGGAGCCGGAGUCUGCCAACCCCGCACCGGAUGAUCUGCGUUUUCCGUUUUACCUCAUUGAUGCCGACCACAUUAGCAUCAAUCGGCCCGUGUCGAAGGAGCAGCCAGGGUACACAAUUUUAUUUGGAUUUCUUAAGCGCAUGCAACGCAGCGGGUUACUUGAUCCCAAGGGAGACAGCAAGGUGGCCACCGUCGCCGGAGAGAAUCCGAGGCGGCAGCACGAGGGAGAAGCCAUUGACAAGGUAGCUGCUGCAGGGGCGGGAGAACCGUCUCACGGCGAUGUUGCCAUUCCUCAUGCUGAGAAUAAGGAUAACCUUGAAGUGCGCAUGCUGCUUAACCUGCUGGAUCACCGGGUGCGGCGGCUGCGAGCGCAUGCCGCGACCCUCUUUGGCUACAUGAUGCCUAUGCAGCUGAACAGACUCUUGGCGUUGGCGAAGGACAUUGUUGACUACGCCGUCACAUCUUUUUCCUUGACAGAAAACGCGAAUGAGGCCUACCUGCUGAUACCACUACGCCUUAUUGUCUACUGGGCGGAACGAGCUGUUUCUACGUUAGAGAACUUCCUCCUAUGCCAAGCCGAAUGCUCUGUUAUGCAUCACUUUUCUGCCUUGGAGAGUCGUACACUGCAUGACAUUGAUUGCGGUGUGGCGGCACUGCGGCGUGAAUGGGAGUGGUUUCAUCUGCAGCUCUGCCAGCCGCAUUUCCUUCCUGACAGUUAUCUCGUAGUGAUUUUUUUUUCACAAUCCGUCACGCUUGCUGUCGCGGAUGCCAUGAUGAACGACGUUGGGUGUUUGCUUGUAUUGGCCACUCGAUGUGUGCCGGAGGCCUGCGGGUGGAAGCCGGAUGCGGCGAUCUCGUGGGGGUCACAGGAGACCACCGCCUGGCUUCCACCCUCCGUCUCCAUGGUAGGUGCAUUGCUUACUGGCUGGAUGUGCCUCGGCGUCACACGCAGGUACCGGUGCGCCAUUGCAGCAUUCCAGCGCCUCCUCCGAGAUUUAGAGCUGCUGCAGCGGGAUAAAGACAACCUUCCACAAGGAGCAGCAACCAGUUUCCCCCGCGUGCGGCCUAGAAUCCAGGAGGCCAACUCUACAUGGUGGUGGAGCAGGGGUGAGGGUGGGGACGGUAGCAAAGCAAAGACGAUAAGUGCAAAAGGAAAAAACGAUCUUUUACAGGUGUUUGCGUUGCUGGCGCAUGCCGGUCUGUGCUGGAGUCAUUUCCUGCUUUCCCAACACGCCGGAGUGGUGACCGCCUCUAUGCUACCGAGCGCAGAUGAGUAUGAGGGAGCGCUUCAUUGCUCGCUGAUGGAGGGGUCUCGCCGCUACAGCCUAUUGGAACGCAGCCUUCACCUUGACAGCAUUAUGGACCGCCCAUUUGCCUCGAUAAAGCGCGCUUCGGUGCUGGCGGCGGUGUCGCGUGUGGAAGGGAAACCGCACCAUACCGCAGCAGAGGAAAACCAAAAACGAUCACCGGUCCGUGCAGCUACCCUCUUAAAAGGUGCCGCGCUUCGACGCGGUCUUACUUUUAUUUGGGACGACGUACGGCACGGGGAGAGUAGCGAGGAGGCGGCAAAUCGCUUUACUGCCAGCGUCUUAGUCUUUUGGUGGAUCAUCGAGAGGCGUGCGAAGCUUCACGACGUGAUAGACUCUGUGAAUGGGGGAGAUGUCAAGGAGACGCAAGACAAAGGAGCCUUGGAUGGUCGUUCGUCGUGGGUCUGGGAGAAUGCCCACCCCCGCGUGAAGAGUCAGUGGCUCACCUGGUGGUGUGUCACCAGCGAUGACUCCGCGAAGAGGUCUGGCGAGAUGAAUACAGGGCAGCUUCGACUUUUGACAGAAGCACUGCAGCUUCAUAACGGCAAUGCUCUGGCCUUGUACCUGACUGGGCGGCACCACUUGUGGCGCAGGCAGCUGACCCACGCAGCGGAAGCGUACCUUCGCGCCCUGGAGUCUACACGGUGCUUUGACAAUGCGUUAUAUCGUGUCUCCGCCGUUGGUCUUGGCUGGGUGCACCUGCACCUCCACCGCUGUGGUGGGUUUGAGGGCAGUGGGAUAGACUUCCUUGCCCUUCAGGGAGCCCCAUCUGAGCUGCGGGAAUCGUGGUGGCUGCGGCAGUGGGAGGCACGCACGGUGCAUGAAUCACAGCAGUGCGGCGCCACGGUCACCGCCACCGAGGAGACGAACGCAAGCAACAAGGAUGCUGUGCAUCACUUGACACGCGCCUCCGCUCUGUUUCAGGCCGUGCUUGCCUUUGACCCCGACAACAAGGGGGCCUUGUGCGGGAUGGGCCGCGUGAAGAUGUUAAACGUCGAAGCGGAGUGCACGGUGGCAUAUUCAGCCGCCAGCCGCCACUUUGCAACUGUCCUGGGGGAAACGGCGGCAAUACCAAAAAUGAGGUGGAGGCGAAAGCUGAAUUGGGAAAACGACAUUACGGCCUUUGACAAUUGGCUGUGGGAGUCUCGCGCCGCAUACUGGAUAGGGGAGAUUCAUAGAUGCAGCCUGGAGACAGACAUCGAGGCACGUGAGACACAAGGAUGCUGUACGGGGGACGUGAAGGCGUGGUGGGAGUAUGCGGUGCAGCGAUGCCCACAGAACGAUUGGGCACUCACCGCACUAGGCCUUCUUUGCGUGCAGCAUCCGCUGCAGAACCACCACAACGACGCCGAGAUGACGAGGCAGUGCGCGAGGGGUGUGGAACUGCUGCAGCGUUCGCUGGCCAUGAAUACAAACAACACCUGGACUCUGUGGGGCCUCGCGCAUCACUCGCCUGACGCAACGCAGUGGCAGACGUGCUGCAUGCUGCUGAAGAAGCUACUACGCAAGUGA
This is a messenger RNA of Trypanosoma rangeli, 3873 nucleotides long. Its product is annotated as putative protein SERAC1-like. The record is from RefSeq and is a predicted model, not a curated record. The coding region runs from base 1 to 3873 and encodes 1290 amino acids. NCBI's taxonomy places the organism in Eukaryota, Euglenozoa, Kinetoplastea, Trypanosomatida, Trypanosomatidae. Gene Ontology annotation, molecular function: protein binding. The transcript has a single exon.